Molecule: messenger RNA, 1864 nt
Organism: Medicago truncatula (barrel medic)
Lineage: Eukaryota; Viridiplantae; Streptophyta; Magnoliopsida; Fabales; Fabaceae
Product: DEAD-box ATP-dependent RNA helicase 10
Exons: 16
Coding region: 157-1422 (421 amino acids)
Cellular component (GO): cytosol
Molecular function (GO): ATP binding; nucleic acid binding; RNA helicase activity
Source: RefSeq, a predicted model, not a curated record
GAAUACGUUGCUACAUAACCAAAACACGACUUAGGCUGCGAUAGGGAUACACAAUAGAAGAUUGAGUCUCGCUCGCUCGCCCAGAAAACGCAGCAGCAAUUGUUUGUCGCCCGCCAUAAACUUGUUCGGAUUUUCCUUCUCCAGUUUUCAAUAAUCAUGUCAGAAGAAAUGAAAUCAUUUACGGAUUUGGGCUUAUCUGUUCAAUUGGUGGAAGCUUGUGAAAAAAUGCGUUGGUAUAGUCCACUUAAGAUUCAGACAGAAGUGAUUCCCCUUGCUCUACAAGGAAAAGAUGAUGUGAUCGGAAUUUCACCACCGCGUUCUGGUAAGGCCGGGGCUUUUGUUCUUCCUAUAUUGCAGGCCCUCUUAGAAGCCGGACCCAACCUAAACACGUCCUUUGCUUGUGUACUGUCUCCCUCAAGGGACCUUGUUUUUCGUAUUGCUGAGUAUUUUCAAGUUCUAGGUUCUCAAUUUGGUGUCAAGUGUGCUACCCUUGUUGAAGCGAACGACAUCAUAGAUCAAACCAACCAGAUUUUACAGCAACCUCAUCUUAUUGUUGGAACCCUUCGACAAGUCUUUUAUCACUUAAGACUAACCCAAGGAUUUUCUCUUGCUAGAUUAAAAUACCUGGUCAUACAUGAGGCAGAUCUGCUGUUGAAUGACCAGUUCGAGGAACAACAACUAAAUGAUAUUUUAUCAAUAAUUCCUAGUGAGCGGAGAACUUUUCUUUUUUCAUCUACAAUGACAGAGAAGGUCCAUAUGAUCCAAAGAUUGUCUUUAAGGAACCCUCUAAAGAUUGAUGUAUCUUCCAAAUAUUCUACUGUGGUCACACAGCUGCAGCAGAGUUGCUUUAUGCCAGCAAUGCUUAAGGAUUGCUACCUUGUAUACAUUCUCACUGAAAUGACUGGAAGAAAAUCAACGGUAUUCACUCAGACUUGUGGUUCAGCGUUUCUUCUGGCUUUAAUUCUUAAGAAUCUUGAUUUCAGAGCCAUCCCAAUUAUUAGUUAUAUGAGCCAGGCAAAGAAACUAGGAGCCCUGAAUGCGUUCAAGUCUGGAAAGUUCAAUAUUCUCCUUUGUAGUGAAGCAGCUAGGAGGGGACUAGAUAUUCCAGCGGUAGAUAUGGUGAUUAACUACAACAUACCUAGAGAUCCCAAUGAUUAUAUGCAUCGUGUGGGAUGGACUGGUCAUGUUAAUGCUGCCAUUUCUUUUGUGAACCCAUAUGAAGCGGGACAACUUGAAAUGAUAGAGAGACAUACAGGCAAGAAGCUACCGGUGUAUCCGGCACCAUGUGAGAAUGUUUUGCUUUGGAGAGGGACUGUUAGGGAGGCCGAAAGAUUAGCACGAAAGGAAAUCAAAGAAUCUGGUUGGAAGAGUGGAGGAUAUUUAGGAGACGAGGAGGUCAAAAAGAUCUCAAGUCUGCGUUGAAGGAAUCAUGUGAAGGUACAACCGUGAUAUUAACAAAUAAUAUAUUCGAUCCAGGUUCAAUAUAUUGCACAUUAUCUUAAUGUGGAAGGAACUUUCAUUAGUAGUUGGUCAUUACGAAGUUACAUAAAUAUGCUCCUCAGCUCAAACUUGUUUUUCUAAUUGUCAAUCAUUUCCUUUGAAAUGAAUUGGGCUUUCUAGUUGUAAAGUUGUCUCUUUGAGGAUGGUUUAUAACCAUCUACAACCUUACUCCUACAACUUUGUUUCUCUGUGAUGCGGUGUAGCAUUUCGUUUUACAUCACGUAGCUUCUUGAUCUCAAUGUUAAUGUAGAUUGUCUUAUUUAACCACCAGUAUUCAACUUGGACACUAAAACAUCAAAACAUUUUUUAACUAUCCUUUCAAAAGGCCUAAUUUAGGUCGGUGAUGACGGAGGAAACAUUACUU